UAUUCUCGGAACUUCCCAAUUGCACUAUCGCCACUUUUUGUUUGCCUCUUUGCCUACGUCUACGUCUACACUAUAGACACUGUAGUCUACAUUUCUACUGAGUGUGUCUCCCGAGCGACUGGUUGGCAAAUGUCUGUCUUUUAUCUUACUAUCAUACAUGGUUGUUAGUUCUUGAGCUAUCGGUCUUCCUAGAAGUUGGUUGUGUUUUAUUGUGAAAAUAUAGUUUUCAUUUGCUGCACAGAGUUAUAAAAGUAGCGUCAGUUUUAUCAAGGAAUCAGUUAAUUUUUAUUUCAGGUUAUCAAACAUUGAAACGAAAGGGAAAGCAAAACAACUGCAGUAGGUACUCUCAACCUCCAUAAACUGUCUUUGCUUCUGUCUAUGUAACUGAAACGAUCAACAUGUCAUCGUGUCAGUCCAGCCUUUCAACAUGUGCGCCCGCAGAAGAAUGCUGGUGUAGUACAGUUCAAUUUCAUGAAACGGAGUAUACUUGGAAAAUAGAUGAUUUUAAUGUUCAGGCCCAAAAAGGCGAAAUUAUUAGAUCUCCUACGUUCUUUGCUGCUUCAAAUGAUAAUUUUAAAUGGUAUUUAGAUCUUGAUCCUGAAGGCGAAAAUGGUGAAAAAGAUACUAUUGGUUUAUUCUUAUUUCUGAGCAGAAGUAGUACUCGCAAAAGAGCAUUUACAAAAUAUGGGUUUUCAAUUUUAAGCAACGAUGGUCGCGUACAGAAUAAUUUUACCAAGCAUCCUGUGUUUCACGAAUUCAACAACGACUUGGUGGAAUCUGCAGAUGGAGAUGGUCGAGGCUGGACUAAUUGUCUCAACAUAGACGAAACAUUCAAGAAUAAAUUUUUACAAAACGACGCGCUAACGAUUUCAUUCCAUUUGGCGUUCUUUGAAAUGGACCACAUAAGCAUAGCGGAAAUUUUUUGUCGAUGUAAUAUUGCUCAUUUUGAACAUCUUUCCAAAAAUUUUCUAUCAGCGUAUGAAAAUCGUGAAUUUACAGACUUUACGAUCUCAGUGAAAGGUAAAGAUUAUGCAGUUCAUAAAAUUAUUUUAGCUUCUUCUUGCAAUUACUUCUACAAAAUGUUCAAAACCGAUAUGAAAGAGAGUGUAGAAAAUCGCGUAGAAAUGACUGAUGUAGAUGAGGCUGUUAUGGACGAAGUAUUGAAGUUCAUUUACGCAGGUAAAUGCGAAAAUACGGAUAAUUUAGCCUGCGACUUAUUAGCUGCUGCUGACAAGUAUGAUUUAGAUGAUUUGAAAAAGAUUUGCGAAGACUCGGUUUAUAUGUCUCUAUCAGUAGAUAAUGCGUCGAAUGUUUUGAUAUUAGCAGAUCGGCAUAACGUUAAUAAAUUGAAAUCAAAGGUGAUUGACUUCAUAAUUGAUAAAUCCUCAGAAGUCAUGAAUUCGACAACUUGGAACGAGAACAUGGAGAAGCAUCCAAGAUUACUGAAUGAAGUGUGUAGGCUAGCUUGUUCUCGUUUAUUCAAGAAAACGUCCGGCUAACUGAUAGGUACCUGUACCUUACCUACUUCAAUUCACUAUAUCUACUAGUAGGAAUUUUGGUUCUCAUUCAUUUGGUUAAUACUUUUCCAUGUCUGUUUAAAUACGUGUACCAAAUCUAAGCAUUAUUUAUUUUUACUUUAAUUUUUGUUCAUUUUUCUCUACAAUGGGUACCUCUACCUAUACACUAUACUAUAUACAUAUUGUAUCAUUGCAUAUCUACUUAAAAUCGAAUACAUGGGAUAUUUCGUUUUUA
This is a messenger RNA of Planococcus citri (citrus mealybug), 1752 nucleotides long. RefSeq names its product speckle-type POZ protein-like. The transcript is spliced from 2 exons. Gene Ontology annotation, biological process: proteasome-mediated ubiquitin-dependent protein catabolic process; regulation of proteolysis. The record is from RefSeq and is a predicted model, not a curated record. Gene Ontology annotation, molecular function: ubiquitin protein ligase binding. Gene Ontology annotation, cellular component: cytoplasm. Lineage: Eukaryota; Metazoa; Arthropoda; Insecta; Hemiptera; Pseudococcidae. The coding region runs from base 399 to 1499 and encodes 366 amino acids.